ACGGCGACGGCUCCAUUUUCCAGCCGCUCCACGCCCCGUUUGUUUUCCUUUUUUCAUUUCUUCCUGACUGCCUGGAAGACGGGACAGGGUAGGCUCGUCCUCUUCAGUGGCGCCAUGUACCUCCUGCUGGUUCCUCUGCUGCUCACUCCAGUCCAAAUGCUCAAUCUUCCAGGGAAGGAAAGGCCAACGGCAAUGGGAUUCAGGGAGGUGCUAGACAAGAGCUUUUGUCGACCGAUCGAGCAGCAUGUGAACGUGGAGACGGAGUUCCCUGGCGGCGUGGAGGAUUUCUACAUACCUCAUUGCGUCUCACUGUUCCGCUGCUCGGGCUGCUGCAUUGAUGAGACUCGGGAGUGCUACCCUGUCGUUGAACGCAACAUCACCUUGGAGGUGAGGAGCGACCACGGGCGCUUUCAAACACAGUCGAUUGCACGAAACGUUCACUUCCCUGCCCUCCCUCCUGUCUGCAGGCUGAAAGAGUAUCAGAAUAACACAAGCAAGGAGGACUCUCUCAGGGACAGACCUCGAAGGAGGAAGCACAGGAGGAGAAGAUGCGAAAAGUGCCAGUUCUCUCACUAGAAGAUACAUCUUCAUUGACAGAAACGUCAUUUGGGAUCAAUAUUUUCAUCCUCUGUACAUAGAUAACUUCCUGCAUUCAUCCCACCAGAGGCCAGUUCUUCUUCUGCAAGCUUCUCUUCAUUAUUUAUCAAAGAAAAAGGAUCAGCCUUUGAUCCUGGUUGCUGCUUGUUUUGGACCAAAGUCAACUCAGUCUUUCACAUCUAGAUCUUCUCAUGUGACGUUUGGACGAUGUACGUAAACUACGGAACACAGAAGACGUUUAUUUAAGCUUUUUUAUAUACAUAUUUUUUAUCAGUUGUUAACACAAAGACAAUGAAUAAUGUACAAUAGGCAAGGCAUAUGUGUGUAUUUUUAAGGAUUUAUUUAAUUAAAUAAUGAGUUCAGUGAAUAAAAAUAUAUGUAAACAGCA
Messenger RNA from Xiphophorus couchianus (Monterrey platyfish), 985 nucleotides. It is a transcript of the gene pgfa, whose product is annotated as placental growth factor a. Gene Ontology annotation, molecular function: vascular endothelial growth factor receptor binding; growth factor activity; chemoattractant activity. Lineage: Eukaryota; Metazoa; Chordata; Actinopteri; Cyprinodontiformes; Poeciliidae. The record is from RefSeq and is a predicted model, not a curated record. The transcript has 6 exons. Bases 115 to 576 code for a protein of 153 amino acids. Gene Ontology annotation, cellular component: membrane. Gene Ontology annotation, biological process: positive regulation of endothelial cell proliferation; sprouting angiogenesis; positive regulation of protein phosphorylation.